Messenger RNA from Episyrphus balteatus (marmalade hoverfly), 842 nucleotides. RefSeq lists its product as uncharacterized. The record is from RefSeq and is a predicted model, not a curated record. The coding region runs from base 112 to 654 and encodes 180 amino acids. The transcript is spliced from 4 exons. NCBI's taxonomy places the organism in Eukaryota, Metazoa, Arthropoda, Insecta, Diptera, Syrphidae.
UCUCGAAAUUCAAACUUAUCAGCAGUACUUUUUUAGAUUUUCAUUUGAUCGGUUGCUCUGAGGCUUUUAAAGAAAUAAAUAAACAAAUAAUUUUUAGGGGUUGGUGACGUCAUGUGUUUGAGAGUAAAUGGAUGUUGCCGCGCGAACCUUCGUAAUGCUGGUUUAGCAAUUGGUUGUCUAUGUUUUGCUUUAACUAUCCCUGAAAUUGUUAAACAAUCAAAAUAUAUAAAUGUUCUCCAAGGAGUGUUUCCUUCCAAUUACUCCAAUACCACCGAUUACAACAAUGCCACCAUCCAUUCCAAUGAUGAUAAAACAGAUGUAACCAACAUCACCAGCGAAACAGUUUAUCUUGUAUUGUUCUUAUUUGAUUGGAUUACGCUAGUCUCACUUCUUUUUGGAAUAACCAAAAAUAAACAUAUUUUGUUAUUACCUUGGUUGAUCCUAAGAGGUCUCACACUUAUUGUGGCAACUCCAGUUGUUUUGUUUUCAUUGGUAGUGGCAUUCUUUGACGGUUUAAUAUUAUCAAUUUUGAUAUCUUCGGCUUAUACAUUGGUUAUUGGUUUGCUGUUAUGGUUUUGGAUUGUUAUUUAUUCACUUUACCAUGAAAUAAAGGACACGAAGAAGUAUAAGCCACCUCCAAGUCAAAUAGCAUAAUAAACAUUUAUCAGCUGUUCAGGAGAUGGACUAUCAAUUAUAUUUGAUAACAAAUGUUUUACACCAAUUUUGUAAAAUAACUUUCAAAAGCUGUUUUUAUCAAAAUCGAAAUUUAAGUUUUUUUUUGAAAAAAUUUAAUGUUUAUAACCUUUUGCGAGUUGACUCGUGUUUAAUUCGAAUAAUUUGAA